AUGGACGAACACUUUUUCGAGCAGCACGAUUAUGAAUCCAUUGUCCCCGUUCAGCCGCCGCCGGUCGUGCAAGGCAGCGUGCUCAAUCUUUCUUUCGCGUCGGUCGACAUCGAUCUCAAGCUUGACCCGAAAUGGGGGUGUGGCGGCAUCGCCUGGCCAGCAGCAGAGGUACUUUGCCGUUAUUUGGUGCGGCGCGGGACGAAUUCACUCAAUGGCAAGACCGUCAUCGACCUCGGAAGUGGAACUGGACUCUGUGGAUUACUGGCAGCAAAGCUGGGGGCAACCGCGUUCGUGACUGACCAAGCACCAUUAUUGUCCGUCAUGCAAGACAACGUAGAACUGAACCAAAUGUCGUCGUCAUGUCUCGUCGCAGAACUCAACUGGGGCGAACCAAUACCAGCCAAAAUACCCCGUGCGGACGUUAUUUUGGCCGCCGAUUGCGUCUACUUCGAGCCAGCUUUUCCACUGCUAGUUGACACACUCUGUGAUCUUGUGGACAAUGACGCCAGUAAUCCGCAAGAGAUAUUAUUCUGCUAUAAGAAACGGAGAAAGGCUGACAAGCGUUUCUUCACGUUGCUGAAGAAGCGAUUUAGAUGGACAGAGGUCGACGACGACCCAGACCGCGAGGCCUACUCCCGAGACGCCAUCUCCCUUUUGCGAUUGCACAAGCUGUAA
Mycena indigotica is the source of this 675-nucleotide messenger RNA. RefSeq names its product Protein-lysine N-methyltransferase EFM6. Lineage: Eukaryota; Fungi; Basidiomycota; Agaricomycetes; Agaricales; Mycenaceae. The transcript has 6 exons. The record is from RefSeq and is a predicted model, not a curated record. The coding region runs from base 1 to 675 and encodes 224 amino acids.